Messenger RNA from Caenorhabditis briggsae, 762 nucleotides. The record is from RefSeq and is a predicted model, not a curated record. The transcript has 3 exons. Lineage: Eukaryota; Metazoa; Nematoda; Chromadorea; Rhabditida; Rhabditidae. Gene Ontology annotation, biological process: embryo development. Bases 1 to 762 code for a protein of 253 amino acids.
AUGCCUGAUCCUAAAAUGGAGGUUUUAGACGGCGUCGGACAUUUGGUAGAUCAGGAAAUGGAGGAAGUAGAAGACGUUGAACUAUUUCCCCUAGAAGUACUGCCUGUCGGUAUUGUUGCGAGCGUAUUGGAAAUGAUGGAACCUCACGAAAUGUUAAAUCUAGCCUUGACAACGCCCAAGAUGGAAGCGUUCUUCAAAUUCGUUAAGGCUGGAAUCACCAAUUUCGUCAUUCAUUUCUCGGGCGAAUCUUCUGCUAUUCAAGUGCAAGCUGAUGGUGGAACGAUUAUUUGUGGAACUGAUCCGCUGAACGCCAAGGUUAUGGUCCCUAGGGAAAUCAUUCAAUCGUGGAUCAAUCAGGAAACACUGUUGGGUGAUUUGCAAUCGGUCUACCGUAAUCUUGGUCAAAUGUUCACACCUCAUAACCACGACACCGUUGUGUUGCGGACCACAGGACUUGACAAUUUGUUAGUCGAGGAGUCGGGUUUUGCCUUCCAAUUCCGCAGAAGCGUCUUUGGCGACGCCCGAUGGAUCAAAUUAAACGACUUGUUCAAAAUUCGGGACUUGUCUCAUGUCACUUUGAAAAAAACAAGUUUAACGAACUCGGAUAUGAAUCAGUUCAUUAAACAUUGGAUCGAUGCUGAUGAGGAUAUGUUUGGAGAGUUUUAUUCAACGGGAUGCGAGGAUUUUUUAUGGGACAACAUUUUGGAUGGAAUUGUGACACUGGAAGUGAAGAGGUUGUGUAUCGGAUGCUAUUUCAUGUGA